AUUUCAUUGUUCUGUAACCCCCUCCCCUUCUUUUAAUGAAUUCCAAAGUAAUCCCUCUAUCUUUUACUGCAGACUCACAUCUGGAAAAUCCCCAUUCUCCACAAUCGAACUCUGCAACUCAUUAUUUUCCCCAGUUCUCAACAAAAAAACCCCAAGUAUUUUAGGUUGGGAUGGCUGAACCCAUGGGUCCUGUUACAACCCAUCUCAAGUUUCCUACAAUAGAUUUCUCCAAAGAAGACUUGAAGCCUGGAAUUGGUAACUGGGAAAUGGUGAGAGAACAGGUUAGAGAGGCAUUGGAAGAGUAUGGUUGUUUUGAGGUAUUUACCAAUGAAGUCCCUCUAGAGCUUCAUGAAGCCAUCUUUGCUGCAGCAGAACAGCUUUUCGAUCUUCCUGUGGAAACUAAGCUCCGGAACACUUCCAAAAAGCCACUGUUCGGCUACAUUGGUCAUGACCCAAUUCACCAUGAGUCCUUGUGCAUUGAUGAAGCACCAGUCCUUGAAAAAGCUCAAAGCUUCACAGAUCUCAUUUGGCCUGAGGGGAAUUCUGCUUUUUGUGAAAUUGCGUAUUCCUUCUCUAAGGGGGUGAUGAAGUUGGAACAUACAGUGACAAAGAUGGUAUUUGAGAGCUUUGGUGUAGAGAAGUACCACCAGUCAUUCAUCAGAUCAACAAAUUACAUUCUUCGGUUCAUAAAAUACCCUGGAACACAAACAAAUAAUGAAUGUAAGGUUGGAAUUGGAACUCAUACGGACAAGAACUUGUUAACAAUACUUCAUCAAAAUCAGGUUAAUGGAUUGGAAGUACAGACACAAGGAGGUGAAUGGAUUAAAUUCACACCAUCACCAUCAUCCUUCAUUGUCCUUGUUGGCGAAGCUUUCAUGGCAUGGAGCAAUGGCCGAUUACAUUGUCCUCGACACCGAGUCAUGAUUAGUGCCUCUGAAUCGAGGUACUCUAUUGGACUCUUUUCGGUAGGCAAGGGGAUAAUACAAAGCCCAGAUGAGUUGGUUGAUGAAGAACAUCCCUUAUUGUUUAAGCCAUUUGAUAAUUUGGGAUUAAUUAGUUUUUACCAAACAGAGGAGGGUCACAAAGCAGAAUCUACCAUCAAGGCUUAUUGUGGCCUCUAAGAUGACAUGAUGGAGGAACAACCAUGGAGAGAGUUCAAUCUUUUGGUACCAAACUCCAUUUUAACUUUAUCUUUGAACUAUGUUUCUAAAUAGUCCAUUUGUUGAAGAAUCAUAGAAGAUAAUGAUCGAGGUUCUGGGAGUCAUUUUUCCUA
Molecule: messenger RNA, 1273 nt
Organism: Macadamia integrifolia
Lineage: Eukaryota; Viridiplantae; Streptophyta; Magnoliopsida; Proteales; Proteaceae
Product: probable 2-oxoglutarate-dependent dioxygenase AOP1
Exons: 3
Coding region: 171-1121 (316 amino acids)
Molecular function (GO): dioxygenase activity
Source: RefSeq, a predicted model, not a curated record